This is a messenger RNA of Wallemia mellicola CBS 633.66, 3503 nucleotides long. Its product is annotated as tubulin nucleotide-binding domain-like protein. The coding region runs from base 1869 to 3416 and encodes 515 amino acids. The transcript has 10 exons. Gene Ontology annotation, biological process: mitochondrion distribution. Gene Ontology annotation, cellular component: cytoplasm. Lineage: Eukaryota; Fungi; Basidiomycota; Wallemiomycetes; Wallemiales; Wallemiaceae. The record is from RefSeq and is a predicted model, not a curated record.
GAAAGCAAAUUCCAAUAAAGAAGCGGCUACGACACUCAACUAUCAACUACAAUCGUCUGUCUAUUUGAACGAAAUCGGACAGUCGAGUCUAUCGCUUCUACAGUCACAUUCCAUAAAGAAGUCAAGCCAAAAGACUCAACAAAGGCUAACACCAGACUUCAAAAAAGAUGUUCACAACGCUCGCAAGGUUAAAUAGCCUCUCCGCUAUCAUCAGCUCUAGCUUAUUCGUCCUCAUCGGGAUGAUUAGUCUGACGAGUUUAAGAUACCCAGAAAGCACGCUAUCAAAUAUCCAACUCACUCAGUUCAACGUCGUAAAUAGCUACAACAAACUCAACGAGUUCGCAUUUCUCCGUUUCGACGGCCUCAUUGACAGCUCUCACUUGUUCGACAACUGGAAUACAAAGCAAGUUUUCGUUCAGCUUACAGCAAACUACAACAACAAAAACACCCAAUCAUCCACCGUCGUAUGGGAUAAGAUCAUCAAACCACACCAACAGCACACCAGAAUCGAAAACGCAAAACAGAAGUAUUCCUUAAAGUCAAAGUCUUUCAAAGACUAUUCCAAUGCUACGCUCACUUUAACAUACGACAUACAGCCCUACGUUGGUCUAAAUAGGCAGGGCGUUUUACACAGCCAGCCGAUUGAAUUCCCUAAUGUGAAAUCGAACAUUUAAAUCAAUUUACUCUUUUUGUUACGCGAUAGUGCCUUCUUGUGUUGCAGAUCCAGCCAUUCACAGUUUUCCCGAUACUCGCAGGAAUUACACUUGUAAACUUCCUCUAUAUCCACUCCCUGAUAUUGUCCUUUGAACCAGAAAUCAAAUGCUUGCUUUAUAUAUCCCGCGAACUCCUCUUCCUCAUAUUUGAAGACAUCUCUGCCGAUAUGUCGACCAUCGUUUGCAUUAUGGUAAACAAUUUCAACCUCCUCAUCAAUGUUUCCAAGCAUAAAUACAGACACACGCCUCAACUGAGCAAUUAAAGGCCUCAAUGUGAGACUAGGCUUAUCUUCUGUCAUCAGUUGUUGCCUAAUUAGCGGUGUUUUAACUUCCUGAUCAAUGUCAAUCUGAUGAGUUGUAAACCAGGCUUCCCAAUCAAAUGUUGGAAAGCCGGAGAGAAGUUUGUGAUAAACCAUUAAUUGUGCUCGAUGGCCUCUGUUGGUGUAUCUCGGCAUGUAACCAUCUGAUCUAGUUUUAUCGUCAAUGACGCGCACUUUGUUGGUAUUUCUGUCUAAUUUGAGUUCAUCUAUAUCACCCUGUACCGUAUGCCCAUCUAUAUAGCCUCUCACACCGAAUUCACGACAUCUUCCCUGCGUUUCAAGUGUCGCGAGUUGUUCACAACAUUGGUGUAGCCAGACAACAUAGUAAUCAACAUCAUCCUCAAAUCUAAUGUCCACUAAAUCAUCCUCUAGGUAGCCGUAUAGUUCUCUUUCUAGCUUAUCAUGAUGAAUCGAUCCUUUGCUCAUUAACUCCUCUUUCGCGAGUGCUUUACUUCUAUCAAUAGUGACUUUCUUGCCUGUAUCACCUAUUAUUUCAGCUGUCCGUUUGUUUACGGGUAUGGUGCUACCUCCAGUUAUUUCAUUGUAUAGUUUCUGAUAUGCACACCAUUGUAUUUCAGAAAUAUCAGUCGCUGCUAGGAAUCCCGCCUUCUUUCUGAAUCUCUCAUACGGGGGAGUCGUUAUGAUUUCAAUUGAAGUGCUCCUAUCACGCUUCUUAUCUUUGUUAUCAAUCCCAGCCUCGAUUUCUUCUGCGAAUGCUCUCACUUCAGCUGUAUCUAGCCAGUUAUCGUCAAACUCUUUAUCAUAAUCACUCAUUUUUAUCAGUAUAUGAUGAAUGCACCCUUAAGGAAGUACAUCCAACAACUUGGUAGAAAGAAUGCACGAAAUUGUGCAUCUUAGUUUUGGAAAUAGUAGUGCAUAUUCUACUGUACAAUACUUUAACCAGCAGGAAUUCUACUUUAGUCAGGAAGACGCAGAUCAACAGCCAAUUGAUCACGACGUCAGUUACAGAGUCGGUGAAGGAUACGACGGCUCAGAGACUUACGUUCCCAGAUUGUUGCUCUACGAUCUGAAGUCCAACUUUGGUAGUAUAAAGAGAGUUAAUGAGCUAUAUGAACAAGAUAGAGAGCGUGAUAGUACAUUUGAUAGCAUUUCUGGACAACAAAUAGAAUACCAUCAACAACCUAUAGGGCAGAAGAGCAGAUAUCAAGAGCAGCUAGAUAAAGGUGAGGAUCCGGCUGCGCCAACCAACGAUGAAGUCAGAUCUUGGACGGAUUUCAACAGAUCGUAUUUUCAUCCUCGGUCUAUACAUCAAAUACCUAGUUUUGUGCAGUCUGGAUCAACACUUAUGGAAGACACUGGUGGUUUGGUCGGCUUUGACGGAUUCAAACUCGGCCAGGAUGUUUACAAGGAUUAUGAGAGGGAGCACUAUUCGUUCGAUGAAGACUUGAGACAUUUUGCAGAAGAGUGCGAUUUGUUGCAGGGCUUCCACGUCAAUGCAGAUAUAAGCGAUGCCUGGAGUGGUUUCUCCUCUGCAUAUCUCGAAGAAGUCAGAGAGACAUACGCCAAAACUCCAAUCAUGGUGUUCGGGCAUGAAAGAGACCAUUUGGCUCCUUGGAAAGCAUCAAGGAAAUACGAAGAUAUCGAAGAUGAUGUCAAGCAUCCCCUAAGUAGUGUUCUCAGAAUGAAUGAGAUGCUGGCUCUUUCGAGACUUGAAGCCGUUUGUGACAUGGUCAUACCAUUGUCUUGUCCUACGACAUGGCGCAAUGAUUACAAUCUGAAGUUGGAUUCGCUCUUCGUGUCUUCAUCCAUCCUGAACCCGCACAUCGAUGCUACUAGUCUUCCUUUGAAACUUUUCAACGGAGGUACGAACAUCCAACAAUUAUCUUCGCAGUUGAACUGGCGUGGCGGUACCAAGAUUGUUUCAUUAUGUGGAGCCGUCGGUGGUACUCUUGACGCUUUUGACUAUAGCGGUAUAAAUUCGAGCAAGGAAAACGAUGUAUUUGCGCAGAUGGAUGUCGUAAGGCCUCCAUACAAACCAAAUCAAGAAAAAUUGGAAGAAAAAUUAGACAGUCGAACAAAACUCAGACACCCAUUGAUAUCUAGGUAUUGGAUUGACAAGCCAGCUUACGCACUUCAUCCAUCCCAUUCAAAAGAUAUAUACAAGGAUGAUGAUCUGAGCACAUUGUCGACGCUCUUAACAUCUGACGCAGUUAGGAGUAAAGUAGAAGAACAUGGAAAGUUAGCUGAGAGUUUCCCAUUUAAAUACGGGGGACUCGGUAGUGGACUUAGUCGGGAUGAAAUGAUAGAGCUCGCUGAGCAGUUCUGGCGGAUACAUUCAUCCUACAACUCUGAUCCGCAGUUUGGCGAACUUGACCUAAGCGAUAGCUUGGGAUCCGAAGGUGAGUAUGAGCUCGAUGAUUGAGGUAAUAUGACGUGUCGGUUUUAUCGGCUAUAAGAAGAGCUGUCAGAGAGGAUUGUAAGGUGCAUAGGAAGAAAAAGAUGGAUAAAA